AUCAUGAACAGCUCUGAGGCAGAGUUGCCGCUGCGACCAGACACGCAGCUGAAGAACGUGGUGCUGCAGGUCCAAGAGCUGUAUCCGUUCCACGAUGGCUGGAACGUGGCCUGCUUCGUCAUCCUCAUGCUCUUCAUCCUCACCGUCCUCUCCCUCGCUGCGCUGGCAUUCCUCUACGAGCUGCUGGACUGCGGGUGCUUCGCCAAAGGCAAGACCGUGCGCGACCUACGCCAAGAGCCUGGCACCUUCUGCCGGGUGAUGGAGAGAAUGGGGGGCAGCAGCCACACAGAGGUGGUGUAGUGGAGAGGAGAAGUGGCUUUCUACAAAGAGGACUAUACUGGAAGCACGCAGCACAGAGCACCCCCCGGGCCACAACCACACACAGGUCACACCCCUAAACAUAUACACAGGUCGUCAAACCUUUUGAGUUCUAAUCACAUCACUGACAAUGAGCAGACUACAGACACAAGCAGAGCGUGGCCUCGGGCUGGCUUCAACCUUUUUUUAAGUCCAUGUUUAUGUAUCGUUUAAGUAAGAUAUCCUUUCUACAAUUAAAGAUUCUGAUGGGGGUGUGUCAAAA
Sardina pilchardus (European sardine) is the source of this 580-nucleotide messenger RNA. It is a transcript of the gene smim18, whose product is annotated as small integral membrane protein 18. The transcript has a single exon. The record is from RefSeq and is a predicted model, not a curated record. NCBI's taxonomy places the organism in Eukaryota, Metazoa, Chordata, Actinopteri, Clupeiformes, Clupeidae. The coding region runs from base 4 to 300 and encodes 98 amino acids.